Messenger RNA from Prionailurus viverrinus (fishing cat), 3314 nucleotides. Its product is annotated as multidrug and toxin extrusion protein 2-like. Gene Ontology annotation, cellular component: membrane. The coding region runs from base 1 to 1935 and encodes 644 amino acids. Gene Ontology annotation, molecular function: xenobiotic transmembrane transporter activity; antiporter activity. Gene Ontology annotation, biological process: xenobiotic detoxification by transmembrane export across the plasma membrane. Lineage: Eukaryota; Metazoa; Chordata; Mammalia; Carnivora; Felidae. The transcript is spliced from 18 exons. The record is from RefSeq and is a predicted model, not a curated record.
AUGGGCUUGGCUGGGCAAGGCUGGCUGCAGGAGCGCUCAGGCAUGCAGGGUGGCCGGCAGCCCAGUCUUGAACCGGACAGCGUUCGGGACACGGUCCCCCCAGACCGAGGGGGCUGUUGCCCUGCCCUCCGCAGGCUGGUCCCUGUCGGCUUUGGGGCCGAGGCGUGGACACUCUUUGCCCUUUCCGGCCCCCUGGGCUACGCCAGGAGCCGCUCACACCUGUCCCCAGGAACUGCCCACAUUGAGCAUGUCCAGACUGCACCCGAGGUCACCGCCCACAGCAGGACCUGGAGAAGCCUCUGUGUGGGGCUGGGCUGUACAGGGCCCUUGAGCCUGGCUGCUUUUCUCCAGUUCUUGUUCCAGGUGCUGACCUUCAUGAUCCACAUUGUGAGCUCGGUGUUUUGUGGGCACCUGGGCAAGGUGGAGCUGGCGUCAGUGACCCUCUCGGUGGCCUUUGUCAAUGUCUGUGGAAUUUCCAUAGGAAUAGGCUUGUCCUCAGCCUGUGACACCUUGAUGUCCCAGAGCUUCGGGAGCCCCAACAAGAAGCACGUGGGGGUCAUCCUGCAAAGGAGCACCCUGGUGAUGCUUCUCUGCUGCCUCCCCUGCUGGGCACUCUUCCUCAACACCCACAACAUCCUGCUUCUCUUCAGGCAGGACCCAGCCGUGUCCAGGUUAACUCAAGAGUACGUGCUCAUUUUCAUCCCAGCACUUCCGGCGUUUUUUCUUUACAGCCUGCUGGCAAAAUAUUUGCAAAAUCAGGGAAUCGUCUGGCCCCAAGUCCUCAGUGGCAUUGUGGGCAACUGCAUCAAUGGCUUAGGCAACUACAUCCUGGUUUCUGUGCUGAGCCUGGGGGUCAGGGGCUCUGCUUACGCCAACACUAUCUCCCACAUCCUGCAGACCAUCUUCCUCUUUCUCUACAUUGUGCUGAAGAAGCUGCACCUGGAGACGUGGGCAGGCUGGUCCGGCCAGUGCCUGCAGGACUGGGGCCCCUUCUUCUCUCUGGCUGUUCCCAGCAUGCUUAUGGUGUGCAUGGAGUGGUGGGCCUACGAGAUCGGGAGCUUCCUCAUGGGCCUGCUCAGCGUACUGGACCUCUCCGGCCAGGCCAUCAUCUACGAAUUGGCCACCGCAGUCUACAUGAUUCCCCUGGGGCUCAGCAACGCCGUCUGUGUCCGUGUGGGGAUGGCCCUGGGAGCUGCAGAUAUAGUGCAAGCUAAGCAGUCGGCCAAGUCAGGCAUGCUUUGCACAGGCGGCACCUCGCUGGUUGUGGGCAUCGUGCUGAGCACCCUGAAAAAUAAACUGGGACGUAUUUUUACAAAUGAUGAACAAGUCAUUGCCCUGGUGAACAAGGUGUUGCCGAUUUAUACCGUCUUUCAGCUCUUUGAGGCCAUCUGUUGCAUCUAUAGCGGAGUUCUGAGAGGAAGCGGCAAGCAGGCCUUUGGAGCCGUCGUGAACAUGAUCAUGUAUUAUGUCAUCGGCCUCCCACUGGGCAUUGUUCUGACCUUUGUGGUCAGAAUGGGAAUCAUGGGCCUCUGGCUGGGCAUGCUGGCCUGCGGCCUCCUGGGAGCUGCUGCGUUUGCUGUCUACACCGCCCGGAUGGACUGGAAGCUAGCUGCAGAGGAGGCCCAGAAACAUGCCGGACUGCUGCCGCAGAGCACUGACAGCACGGUGGCCACGGUCUCCCGGCCCGGGCCUGCAGAAGCCAUCACCUCUUCAGUGGCCACGGGUGCCUCUCCUGGCAUCACCCUGACAAUGUAUUCAAGGCCCGAGAGCCACCUGGACCUCUUCAGGACUCUGGAGGCGGCCCAGGACCUUCCAGCUCCGGCCAGCAGACUGUCAGCCAGACAGCUGGCCAUCCGCCGUGGGGCCGCCCUGGGGAUGGCGUCAGGCACGCUGACGGCCGGGCUGGUCGUCCGGGUCCUGACCACCAGACACUAGCCGAGCGGCUCGGAGACGGAAAGGAGGCCAAGGGUGGCCGCGCCCACAGGCCUCCACACCGGUCGCCCUGCAACAGCACCCUGGGGAUCCAGUGCAGGUGGAUGUACACUUUGGACCGCACCUCAAAAACAAAACCUUCGGCCGGCGUCUCGCGUGACGUGACGGUUCUGUCGACCUGGCCUUCUCUGCUCUGCUCUGCUCUUUAAGAAGACAUCAGCUGACCGGAGAGGGACAAUCCUAGGGUUGCUUCAAAUCAGGAGAUUUCAAAUCAAGACACAAUUUAAAAAACCAGUUACCCAAUUAAAAGCUACAUAUUUCCUAGGUGAGUCUGCCGCCCCCCCGUCUGUUCACAAAGCCUUUGAGAAGCUUGGACAAGGGGGCCCAUGGGCCCUGCAUGGGCAGCCCGGUUCGCCACACCCCCCAUGUGCCCUGUGCCCCACGGGCCCCUGCAGAUCCAGGCACUGGCAACCCCGAAGGGGCAGGUGGCCGUCCAUAGACCCUUCAUGCCAUCAGCAUUGUGCUGAUCACAGACCUUGAGAAACCCUUGUUCUUACAGCAGCGACGGGGUAGAAAGAAACAAGAGUAGCAAAACCAGAUCGAUCGCUUGGCCAUGCAGCCCGGGGGUGAAUGCAACGCCAACCCAAAUUCCAGGCUGCUUCUCUUUGGUGGCCUGGGACUGCCGAAUGUUUUCAGGCUGCACGCUGUCAUCCAAAGUGGAGGCAGUCUGGCCUCCGCCGCCACAGUCCCUGAGGCAUCAGUGGCUCUACACACGUUCACAAACAAAAUGAUCAAAGCCAAUUAAAAAACAAAAAAAAGUACACACAGGACGUAAUCCCUGUUUGAAGAGUCAACAUGAAUUCAGGUUGUUUUCGGUACCUGGUGACAGUCCGGGCCUCCCGCUCACAGGGAGGAAGAAGCUGAUACCCUUGUCCGUGACACUGACACCUUAGCUUCUGGCGACCAAACAAAACGACUGAGGACGGGGCACAGAGAAGCAAUUCUGUCGUUUCCCCAAAGGUGCUCUAAGGUUGAAAAAGGAUCUCGAGAAAAGGGUUCCACGGUCAAGGAAGUUUGGGAAACGACCCCCACUAAACGCCACACAGGUUCUACAGGACUCGGAUCCUUUGAGAUGCUGGUGUGCUUUACAAAUCCCGACACACAGGAUGGGUGGUGGGAUCAGUUUUUGUGUGAAACCUUAUGGGAUUAGUGUUCCUGGAGUACUCUUAACGGAAACCCUUGGUUUAGACUGGCAAGUGGGGCUAGGAGGGCUUAGCUGGAAAAACCCUAAACUCCACAGGUGCUUUAAAAAAUAAAAACCUGUAAGGGACAGAGAAAGCAGAGCUGGAGAAAAUCUUCUUGGCUAAGAAUUUCAGGGAGAA